AUGGGAGGGAAAGACUCGAGCACAGCGCUUUCAAGAGCAUCCCGCGAUGCUGGCACCUCGUCCAACUUCUCUUCAGCCUCUCGCACUGGCGCCAACGCCCCCUUCUAUCGCCGCUUCCUCCCCGCACAACUUUCUAAUAUUUCGCCCAACGACUCGAUACCCUCGCUAGAUGAGCUCUCGGCGCUCGCAAAGCAUCUCGGCAGGAUCAAAGCAGAGUCGGCCGCCCGUCUUUCUCGCCUCGAAUCCCGGCCCUCUGAUCCCACUCGACCUCUCUUUUUCUCGGCGCCCAACGAUCUCUUCAGCCCUCCCGGCCUCGCUGGUCUCUCCAAUUCUGCCCAAAGCCUCUACUCAGAUCCGGCGCGGCAGACAACGCCUGCCACCUCCUCCUCCGGCUCUUUCUCCAAAACCCAGAAGGCGCGCGAGCGCUCCUUCGCCUCGCCUGCACCCUCCAGCUCUGCUUCCAAUGUGAACGGCUCGACAAGCGCCACCUCGACGGGAGCUCUCGCGUCCAAGAACAAAGUCAAGAUCAAGCGCGAGAGGGACAACGACAGUGCCCCCGCGAGCUCGUCCGCACUCUAUUCGGACUCGAAAUCGCCUAGCAAGCUUGGAGGCGCAGGCGGCAAAGCCAACCCUCGAAGCAAAGCAGCACGAGCACAUAGUCUCGACCUCGGUGGUGAUGACGAGAGCAUCGCCUCGACCGACCCAGAGUGGGACCUCGACGAGGACAUGCCCAGCCGACCAGGACGAACGUACGGCAAGAACAAGAAGCGCAAGCGUAGAGACGCUGAUGCCGACUCUAACGACGACGAAUCGGGCUCCGAGUUCGAGGCUGGCGCCUUGCUCGGCGCGGCAGGUUCGGCCAGGGGUGCUCCCACCUCCAAACACGUUGGCUCAUCCGCACCCAACGCCGCCGCCCGGUCAGCCGCUGCUUCCGCGUCUGGCACCUCGUCAAACGCUAUGGGCACACCCAAAAUUCCCGCCAUCGGGAUGCGCCUAAAGGCAAACACGGGCACAGGUAGUGCUGCAGCGGCAGCAGCAGUCGCCCAGACACCACCGGGCUUCCCUCGAAAGGCAUCCGAUGCGGCGCAGGUCUCCACCAGGCGCAACAGCGUCUUGCCAUCGCCAUCUCCGCUACCCUCCACACCGCUCAAUCAGUCAACUUUGGCGGCGAGACCCCCAAUCAUCUAUCAACCCGCGCCGGGGUGGGAGCUGCCUGCUCGCACACCAGCCACCUUCAUGCCUGCAUUGGAAAAGUCGCGCACACCUCGAGCGUAUCCCACCAAGCCGGGCGAGGUGAACGAGGAUUUCGCCAACAAGGAUUGGAAGGAGAAGGAGCGCGAGCGCGAUCGACUGCUGGAACGCGAGAGCGUCGGCCCAGGCACCCCAGGUGCCCUCGUUCCUGGUCAAAGCAUGGUCAAGGAGGCUACCACGGGCAGAAGGGGAGGCAGAGACCUGCAACAAACGCCCAUCAACACGUUCUACAACUACGCCGAUGCUUUCUUUAAGACGCUGACAGAGGACGACUUGGCCUGGCUCUCGAGCAAGUCGGACGACCACGAACCGUUCCAGAUGCCGCCUCUAGGUCGUCACUACAAAGAGGUAUGGGACGAAGAGGAGGCCCUGAUCGCGAGUGGGUCCGUUGAUGUCUAUGGCAAUCCCAUCUCCGCCGUUUCCCGCUCGCCGUCCAUCAGCCUUGGUGCUGGAGGCGGUCUCCCGCUGGACGCAAACGUGUUUGCAGCAAGAGGGACAGCAGCAGCCCGCAACGGCAUCGCGGAUACCAAUGGACUGCCUUCCGCGCGUGCAGAACUCGACAUUCCUCCACCGACGCAUUUUAGGGUCGGGCAAAUGUCAAAUCAGCAUCUGGGGCUGGAAUCGCCUGCCGUGGUUGAUGCUCGUAGCGGUCCAUUGGCCGAACGUCUGGUCGCCUCGCUGCUACCCUCGCACAACGAGCACGACCUCGAUGAAACAAACACAAGCGCUGCUGCUCGAGGACAUGGCACGUCGGCUCUCCCGCCAUCGAUGCUCGCGAGCCUCAACGGGCAUGCAGGAGUCGAUGACGAGGAGGGCGACGAGGACGAUGCAGAGGGAGAACCAGACUUGGAUCUCGAUAGAGUGGUGCAGGAUCAGGACAUGGCGACGUUCGAAGAGCGCAUCGCCAAGGAGCUCAAGGCGCUCGAAGUGCUCGGAGCCGAUGAGGACCUCGACUGGUCGACGCGAGCCGACGACGAGAUCUCGACCACACUGAGAAUGGUGCAGCGCGAGUUGGCGCGCCAGCAAAAGGUCAACGGCAUACGCAAGGAUCGACUGUUUGGCAUCGCAAAAGACCGAAUGGCGUACCAAGACUAUCUCAACUGCCUCAACUCGGUCGAGAAAGAAAUCGAGCUUGGAUGGACCAAACGACUGCGUCAGAUCAAGGCGAGUCUGAGCAAGCGCAAGAAAGGCGGACACAGCUAUCACGACGAUUCGAAUCUCUCGCAAGGCCACGGCGCCAACGGCGUCCAAUCGGCUAGCGGUACACCUCAACCCGGAGGCGCGCCAUACAACGGACCCGUGCGGCCGCAACUCCCCGAGAAUCUGGUCAACGCCAUGGCCAAACGCGAGAAGCUUCAAUUCGCGUUCAAGGAGCUCUUUGACGAGACUAAGCACGCUUGGCAGACGCCCACUGAGAGCGUCUAUGCUGACUUGCACUUGGAUGAGGUCGAGUGA
This is a messenger RNA of Sporisorium graminicola, 2706 nucleotides long. RefSeq lists its product as uncharacterized. The coding region runs from base 1 to 2706 and encodes 901 amino acids. Gene Ontology annotation, molecular function: transcription coactivator activity. The transcript has a single exon. Gene Ontology annotation, cellular component: SAGA complex. Lineage: Eukaryota; Fungi; Basidiomycota; Ustilaginomycetes; Ustilaginales; Ustilaginaceae. The record is from RefSeq and is a predicted model, not a curated record. Gene Ontology annotation, biological process: regulation of transcription by RNA polymerase II.